CCGGAUAUCAAAUUAUAAAGUAUAUUUGGGCAUGUACCAGCUGGAUGUAACCAGCUCUCAUACAGUUGUUGCCAAUGUAAGGAAUAUCAUCGUCAAUAAUAAUUUUACAAGUGAUGGAGAUCCCGGGGACAUCGCCCUGAUACAGCUGGCCACACCUGUCACCUAUACUCAGUACAUCAUGCCAAUCUGUCUGCCAUCUUCCACCACCACCUUCCCCUGUGGUACGGAGUGCUGGGUGACUGGAUGGGGUACAAGAUAUUCUGGAGGGAGCCUAGUUAGGAAUGGGAUCCUCCAGGAGGUUAUGGUUCCUUUAAUUGACCGCAAUACAUGUCAAACAUAUUACAAUGUGGGAAGUUCCUACCGCAUCCAGUAUGAUCAGAUCUGUGCCGGCUACAAGGAUGGGGGAAAGGACUCCUGCCAGGGGGACUCGGGAGGACCUCUGGUGUGUAAGGUCCAGGGCGUAUGGUACCAGGUUGGAGUUGUGAGCUGGGGAAUAGGAUGUGCAGAACUGAACUACCCCGGGGUGUACACACUGGUGACAAGCUACCAAACCUGGAUCAGCACCUACCUGAACGUUGCAUUCAAUUAUGUGUCAAAUAUCCCGACACCAACAAGGACAUGUGGAGGAAACUACAUCAACUCAGGCUCCGUAGGAAGCACUUUCUAUCCAAACAACAGCGUUCCAUUAUCAACAAUGCCAUCUAACGUGUGCGGUUCCCCCUCCGUGUCCGAUCGGAUAGUUGGUGGUACAAGUUCCACAAAUGGGCAGUGGCCCUGGCAGGUCGCUCUUAUAGAUAAUGAAUUAGAAGGAGAAUAUUUAUGUGGGGGCUCCCUGAUCUCCCCGGAGUGGGUUAUGACGGCAGCACAUUGCAUCCACAAACCUAUCCGGGUAUCGAAUUAUAAAGUAUAUUUGGGCCUGUACCGGCUGGAUGCGGCCAGCUCUCAUACAGUUAUUGCCGAUGUAAGAUCUAUCAUUGUCAAUAGUAAUUAUAUAGACACUACAAGCCCUGGAGACAUUGCCCUGAUACAGCUGGCCACACCCGUCAACUAUACUCAGUACAUCAUGCCAAUCUGUCUGCCAUCUUCCACCACCACCUUCCCCUGUGGUACGGAGUGCUGGGUGACCGGCUGGGGUGCAAGAUAUUCUGGAGGAAGUGCGGUGUCCUAUGGGAUCCUCCAGGAGGUCAUGGUUCCUCUAAUAGACCGCUAUACAUGUCAAAAAAUGUAUAACAAUGGAGGAGGUGACAUCACCGUCCAGUAUGAUCAGAUCUGUGCCGGCUACAAGGAAGGGGGGAAAGACUCCUGCCAGGGGGACUCAGGAGGACCUCUGGUGUGUAAGGUCCGGGGCGUAUGGUACCAGGUUGGAGUUGUGAGUUCAGGAAUAGGCUGCGCCUACCCCAACUACCCCGGGGUGUACACACAGGUGACGACCUACCAAGCCUGGAUCAGCUCCUAUCUCAACGUUCCAUUCAAUGAUGUGUCAAAUAUCCCGAAACCAACGAGGGUAUGUGGAGGAAGUCCUUUACUUACAUCCAGCUUCUCACACCAUCGCUGGGUGAUCCUGGUCCCAACUAUUCUUCUGCUGACACUCAUAUAAUAACCAUAAAACCGCCAUCUCUGCUGACCUAGACAGGCGUGGAGAUCGUUCACUUUGCACAGAACACCAAACCGCAUGGAAGGAAGAAUACAAGAAAGGUGUUUGCACUCACACGUGAUUGGAUGUGUUAAGGAAAUAGGAUGGACUAAGUAAAAAAAAAAAAUCACUUUACAAAAUGAGCAUGUCCUACUUCUUUAAUAAAUCGCCCACACUGUUUUCUAUUGCCAACAUUUAAAGAAGAAUUUAAGUUUUAUGAAAAUAUGGAGGUAUUUGUUAAAACUGAGGAGCUCCUUAUAGCCUAUCCAAAGUCAAGGACAACAAUUGAAAUGAGCAGUUCUUAGAUGUGGUGGCUACAUUAGGGUUGGGUGUUAGGACAACAGAACGCCUCUCUCUCUCUCUCUCAUCGCGUUCACUGGCCGGGGGGGCAGGGUUGUCAACUUUCAGUAAAUUUACAAACAGCUUGUAAAAUCCAUAAUUGUUGCGUCUGUCCAUGGACGUCAAUUAUUGACAUGCAGCCUACAUGACUGUAAUGGAAAUUCAAGGACAGAUACAAAAAGUACGGAUUUUACAAACUGUUUGUAAAUUUACUGAAAGUUGGCAAACCUGAGGGGGGGGCCUCUGUAGUCUAUUUGACUUGAGAUGCAAGUUCAAAACAAGCAGACUGCACAAGAAUUUAGGAGAUCACUGGAUUUUUGCCAGAUUGAUAUGUUUCAUUAGGUCUCUCUAAGACCCCGUACACACGAGAGGAUAUCCGCUGGAAACGGUCCGCCGGACCGUUUCCAGCGGAUAUAUCCUCUGGC
Rana temporaria (common frog) is the source of this 2397-nucleotide messenger RNA. RefSeq names its product transmembrane protease serine 9-like. Lineage: Eukaryota; Metazoa; Chordata; Amphibia; Anura; Ranidae. Gene Ontology annotation, biological process: proteolysis. Gene Ontology annotation, molecular function: serine-type endopeptidase activity. The record is from RefSeq and is a predicted model, not a curated record. The coding region runs from base 32 to 1597 and encodes 521 amino acids. The transcript is spliced from 7 exons.